AUGGGGACGCCGGCACACAUGACGAGCGCUGGAGACACGCGCGAAGGCGAGCUCCGCUUGCCGGCGUCGAGUCGACCCACUUUUGUGCUGCUCGACCUCGUCCCGGAUAUCCUGCAAGCCUGUCUGCCUCUCCUCUCUCCCUCACAGUCUGUGGGCAGCCGCCCCCCGCAGAUGAAUUCUCUCACUUACAUCUCUCGCCAAUUCGAUGUCUUGGCUUCUCCGCGAACACCGCCCUCGACGCCCAUAGCAGAGACCGCCGCUCUUCUCUCCUCGAACAGCGACAACACUCAGGAUGUCUACCUCCAGCGGGUCAGAACAUGGUCGACCAUGUCCUUUCGGAUCCCAAUCCCCAGCUCGUCCACAGGCAGGUGGUCGAUCAGACGUUCACUCUCGUCGCCAGCCGAGGUCAACCCUCUGCCACCAUCUGCCGGUCAGUCUCCUUCGCACCCAUCUCGACGCCCGUCUCGUCCCCCAUCUCGCAGGCAGUCCGUUGCCUCACCCGAGAGACCCAUCCAGCAGAACAGCAGCAGUGCGCAUAGCAUCCUCAGACGCGUCUUCUUCGUCCGCAUUAUCCUCCUGCUAUGGGAUGCUAUCUGUGCCGGCUGGCGGUCGCUGACCCGCCAGGGUGUCGUGCAGAGCACGAAUGAGAUUGCUGUCGUGGACGCCACUGACGACGAGGAGAAGGACACUGAAGACGAGGCAAGGGACGAGAAGUCGGUCGUCGUAAACCUCACCUUUCCGCCUGCAAAUCCUCCACCACUGUCACCUCCCCCGUCAAAGCCCGCAGUUCCACCAUUGCUGUCUGUUCCAUUCCCCUCACCACCCCCGACCCCAUCUGUAAGCCCACCACCGAUACCUGCAGCUUCCAUUACCGUGCACCGCCUUCCGGAACAAUUAUCCUAUGAAGACACGACGCUCCUUGCGCCCCCCCUUGCGUCGGCCAUCUCACCGUCCACAUCCCAAGGCACUCACAGCAAUACCCCUUCUCGUUCUUCCACCCCUCCAACCGUCGCCACACACAAGACGACGCCCUUCCACUGGCCAAAGACGCUCGUACUGGACCUCGAUGAAACGCUCAUUCAUUCCACUUCGCGGCCAAUAUAUGCCAGUUCUACCGGCGGCUCAGGCCUCCUUGGGCUGGGUGGUAUAUUCGGGCGGAGGAACAAGGGCGCAGGGCACAUGGUGGAGGUUGUGCUCGGUGGCCGAAGUACGCUCUACCAUGUGUACAAGCGCCCUUUUGUCGACUACUUUCUCAGAAAGGUCUCGGGGUGGUACACGCUCGUUAUAUUUACGGCAUCCAUGCAAGAGUAUGCCGAUCCUGUCAUUGACUGGCUAGAUGCGGGUCGUGGAAUGUUCGGCCGCCGAUUUUUCAGGGAGUCCUGUACACUGCUCCCGAAUGGAUCGUAUACCAAGGACCUGUCCAUUAUAGAACAAGACCUCUCACGAGUCUGUCUAAUCGACAACUCACCCACAUGCUACAGUGUGAACGAGGCCAACGGUAUUCCAAUAGAGGGAUGGACGCAUGAUGCGCACGAUGAGGCGCUUCUUGACCUGCUGCCUGUCCUUGACUCCCUUCGCUUCACCAGCGAUGUCCGGCGCAUACUGGGCAUCCGCGGCUUUUCCUGA
Messenger RNA from Sparassis crispa, 1626 nucleotides. RefSeq names its product NIF-domain-containing protein. Bases 1 to 1626 code for a protein of 541 amino acids. The record is from RefSeq and is a predicted model, not a curated record. NCBI's taxonomy places the organism in Eukaryota, Fungi, Basidiomycota, Agaricomycetes, Polyporales, Sparassidaceae. Gene Ontology annotation, molecular function: protein serine/threonine phosphatase activity. The transcript is spliced from 4 exons.